AUGGCUGAUCAGGCCACCACGCAGGGCCAUGCGGUCAAACGCCGGCGAGUCGCUCUAGCUUGCGAUGCAUGUCGAACGCGAAAGUCAAGGUGCGACGGUCGCCGCCCAGAAUGUGGCAUGUGCGAAGACUUGGGCUUUAGCUGUGUCUACACAGCUCCUAUCACUACCACAAAUGUGAUUGUUCAAAAGGACUAUCUUAGUAGCCUCGAAGAACGCGUCAAAGCGCUCGAGGAUAGCCUUAACAUAGUCAAAUCUGAAGUUUCCGCCGUUAAGUCAAAUAUGAGCAAAGGAAGCUCUGAUGAGUCCGUCAGGGAAAACGGACAUAGUUAUCAGAACGAGCAAUCUCCCGAAUUUGUGGAAACAGAGGACGCAAUCGAUGCGAUGGGUGCCGUUGCAUUUGCCGAUGAGGAAGAAUGUGGAUUUUUCGGCGCUUCAUCAAACAUUGCCUUUCUUCACUAUUUAUCCUGUGCUGUAGCACGAAGUGAAAAUAUACAGAGAGAAAUUACAUCUCCAAGGAUAGAUCGUGUUACGUUUGAUGGGGGUUUUGUUAAUGCGACGCGUCCAUCAUCGCCAACGUUGGCCCAUCCUCCCGAAUCUCGGUCAAAUAUGUUUGUGUUACCUCCUGCUGAGGAGGCGUUGGCCCUGAUCCACCAAUAUUUUAGCGACACGGGACUGCUUUUUCCUUACAUUCAUCCCGAUUCAAUUUUUGGAACCUACUCUGAAUUGAGGAAGGGCUCAAAGAAGAUUCGACGUACAUGGCUUGGAUUGCUAAACAUGAUACUCGCGAUGGCCAAGCUGACGACGGUCUCAGAGCGUGCACCUGCCGAAGCCUGCAUCAGAGAGUCCGCUGUAUACUACAGCAGGGCUUUCAAUCUCUGUAGGGGAGAGAUCUUGCGUGGGACAACACUGGAAGUUGUGCAAUAUCUACUGCUCAUGGGUCAAUACCUACAAGGGACACAGAAGUCGGUUCAGGCAUGGACAAUGCAUGGCCUGACCGUCAAAGCUGCGCUUCAGCUCGGACUUCAUUCAAAGGACGCCUCUAAAGCUUUCCCUCCUUUGGAACAGGAAAUGAGGAAAAGAACAUGGUUCGGAUGUGUGGUUUUGGAUAGAGUUCUAGGCAUGACCUUUGGCAGACCCGCCGCUAUACCGAACUGCUAUGUCCAGUUGGAUCUACCGACUUUUCAAGACAGUCCGGACGCUCUCCUGGCACCUGUUGACAAUGUGGCCUACUAUAGCAUUCAAUUCUUUAAUUUAACCAUAACCUUAUACAAAGAGAUGGGAUGCAUUAUCGACCAAUUAUAUGCCCAAAAUCUUGGGUGCGGACCUCCUUUGUCCGUGGGCGAGACUGUUUCCCGUGUCCUUGGGAUAGAAACCCAACUUCAAUCCUGGCUGUUAACGCUUCCCGAUAACCUCCGACAAGUGACCGCUACGGUCAUUCGAGACGAGAUAGAACGCGCCGGCAUUCAACCUCAGUUCUUUCCGUUAAAGUUUCGUGUUAUUCUGACCUUGCGAUACCUGCAUGUCCAAAUCCUCCUGCAUCGGCCCGUCCUUGUGAAGUUCCUGGAUGCUAUGGAAGCUUCGGAAGCUGAGAUAAGUGAAGACAGGCUUCUUAAGGAUAUUGGAUGUAGUAGCAUGAAGAAGAUUAUUGAAUCAGCUAUGGGCAUCAUCGAUAUCGUCUAUGAGCUUGUUUCGUCUCCUGAAUGGACACGAAAUCUCCUUGGUGCCUGGUGGUACACACUCUAUUAUACAUUCAACGCGGCACUCGUUAUCAUUGGGGCAACGUGGGUCCAUAGAACUAGGCGAUCUGCUAUAAACUGGGACGAGGUAUACACCAACAUUGAUAUUUAUCCAGGUCGUGCAGUUACAUCUCUGUACAAAUUGAACAGAAAUCGAAUGGUAGACCGCUGCAGAUCCUAUCUCGAACAGUUGAUGUCUGCUCUUUGCCUUCAGCAGUCGCAAGAAAUUCCGGACUCUGUCUCAAACACGGGUCUCCCGGAAAUGAACAUUGAAUUUGGCGAAUUUAUGAUAGAUGACCUCUUUUCGAAACACGGCCCAGAUUUCAAUCAUUGGUAA
Messenger RNA from Talaromyces stipitatus ATCC 10500, 2073 nucleotides. RefSeq lists its product as uncharacterized. Lineage: Eukaryota; Fungi; Ascomycota; Eurotiomycetes; Eurotiales; Trichocomaceae. Gene Ontology annotation, molecular function: zinc ion binding; DNA-binding transcription factor activity, RNA polymerase II-specific; RNA polymerase II cis-regulatory region sequence-specific DNA binding. The record is from RefSeq and is a predicted model, not a curated record. The transcript has 9 exons. Gene Ontology annotation, cellular component: nucleus. Gene Ontology annotation, biological process: DNA-templated transcription; positive regulation of transcription from RNA polymerase II promoter by galactose. The coding region runs from base 1 to 2073 and encodes 690 amino acids.